Molecule: messenger RNA, 1579 nt
Organism: Oryza sativa Japonica Group (Japanese rice)
Lineage: Eukaryota; Viridiplantae; Streptophyta; Magnoliopsida; Poales; Poaceae
Source: RefSeq, a predicted model, not a curated record
AAGCCCCAAAAGCCCUAGCCGCCUCCCCCUUCGUCCUCCGCUCCACGAGACCACGACGCAGGGUUUUCUGGUUCUUGCUGUCUUGGGAUCUUUGAUUUGCUGCGAAGGCGAAGGCGAAGAUGAGGCCCGUGUUCGUGGGGAACCUCGACUACGACACCCGCCACUCCGAGCUCGACCGCCUCUUCUACCGCUACGGCAGGAUCGACCGCAUCGACAUGAAGUCAGGAACUACAGAGGCAAAACUCAACUCCUGAAACACCCUCCAUGCACUCAUCCGGCCAUCCCCUUCACUUGACCAUCCAUUACAUGACGCGCGCUGUUUACUGUUGUUACCACUGCCCGAGCAUGUUUAGCGGGGACUGGCACCAUCAUGUGAUCCAUGCCGUGCCGUCAGUUCCAUCAUUCCAUACCAUGCCAUGACUAGCAGUAUCACCAUGCCAUCCUCCCGGCAUCAACAUCACAAUGUUCUGUGCGUGCUGUCUCAAUAAGCAAUGCCUGUGAGAUUGUUCUGUUAUUGGUGAAGCACUCUCAGUAUCUCCUGAGUCGUAUCGUCUUACUUUGGAUAUAAGUUAUUACAACAUCAUGCUUAGCUCUGAUCCAUCAAUGGAAUCUACCAAUAACCACACUAGUGCUCUUCAUACCAUCAGAUAUUUUGCAGGAUUUGCUUUUGUCUACUUUGAGGAUGAGCGUGAUGGUGAUGAGGCCAUACGAGCCCUUGAUGGCUAUCCUUUUGGCCCUGGGAGGCGCAGGCUUUCGGUGGAGUGGUCACGGGGUGAUCGUGGUUCCAGGCGUGAUGGCUAUAGCAAACCACCUGUGAAUACUAAACCCACGAAGACACUAUUUGUCAUUAACUUUGACCCCAUCAACACCAGAGUCACUGAUAUCGAAAGGCAUUUCGAACCAUUUGGAAAGCUUUCGAAUGUUCGGAUCAGGAGGAACUUUGCUUUUGUGCAGUUUGAAACACAGGAAGAGGCCACAAAAGCACUUGAAGCUACUCAUUCUACCAAGUUGUUGGACAGGGUGAUUUCUGUUGAGUAUGCCUUCAGGGAUGAUACAGAACGAGGUGACAGGUAUGAUGGUGCAAGAGGUGGCUAUGGUAGGCGAGAUGAUAGUCCAUAUCGUCGAUCAGUUAGUCCAGUGUACAGGUCACGCCCAAGUCCUGACUACGGUCGUCAAAGGAGUCCUGUGUACGGUUCGUAUGACAGGAGUCCUGUUAAUGAUCGCUAUCGAAGCCGAUCUCCUGUCCGGCGAUCAAGAUCCCCACUUGCCAACAGAAGAGCUUAUGAUUGACAGAGUUUUCUCAAGGGUGGUUGGCUGGUUGCUGAAGGGUUUGCAUCUGCCUCUCUAGAUCUUUAGCAGUGAUAGCAAGAACUUGUCUUCUCCGUACUAUAUAUAUAAUUUAGAUAUGGGUACUCAUGGGUGGUUCGUAGUCGAACUGAAAAUCUUUUACCUUUUGUUGACCUGGAACUCCGUACUAGUAUAAUUUAGAUAUGAUGUGUUGUGCAUCAAGGCAAAACUCUGUGCGAUGUACCUGUGCCACAACGUUUUCUAUGACUACCGCACUUUAUAUUUCUAGCCU